This is a messenger RNA of Cottoperca gobio, 3517 nucleotides long. RefSeq names its product kelch-like family member 26 (gene klhl26). The transcript is spliced from 3 exons. Gene Ontology annotation, molecular function: protein binding. The record is from RefSeq and is a predicted model, not a curated record. Lineage: Eukaryota; Metazoa; Chordata; Actinopteri; Perciformes; Bovichtidae. Bases 243 to 2057 code for a protein of 604 amino acids.
CCAGUGGCACCCCCCAGUGGCCAGAAACUGUCAGUACAGAGGAAGGCAUGCAGCAAACGGCCGGUAGGAGAGGUCACCACCGUAUUCACCACAGGAGAGAGGCGGCUGUUCUCUGCCCGUGCCUGAAUAACAGGCUAUUUUCCAUACUUUUUUUAAAAACGCCCUGAACAGGCCACUCGUGCCUUUUGACCUUCUGGUAACAUUACUGAAAAUGCUCCAUGCGUGUUGCACAGUGCUAGAAGAUGGCGGAGUCAGAUGGCGGGGAUUGUGCUUCGAAACAUCCACAGAGCAGUAUGGCUAACAAGAAUAGCACCCUGCGCUGUACAUUCUCUGCAUCAAGCCACAGUGCCACCCUCCUCCAGGGCUUGUCGGUCUUGCGUGCUCGAGGCCAACUACUUGACGUUGUGCUGGCCAUCAAUGAGGAGCGCUUCCAGGUCCACAAAGCUGUGCUGGCCGCCUGUAGUGAUUACUUCAGAGCAAUGUUUACCGGAGGCAUGAGGGAGUCAAAUCAAGAUACCAUUGAACUGAAGGGUCUCUCCGCCCGUGGGCUGAAACAUAUCAUUGACUUUGCCUACAGUGCAGAGGUCACUUUAGACCUGGACUGUAUUCAGGAUGUCCUUGGGGCAGCCGUGUUCCUUCAGAUGGUCCCAGUUGUGGAGCUCUGUGAGGAGUUUCUCAAGUCAGCGAUGAGUGUGGAGACCUGCCUGCACAUUGGCCAGAUGGCCACCACCUUCAGCCUGUCUUCCCUCAAAGAGUCUGUGGAUGCCUUCACCUUCCGCCACUUCCUCCAGAUUGCAGAGGAGGAGGACUUUCUGCACAUUCCCAUGGAGCGCCUCGUCUUCUUCCUGCAGAGCAACAAACUGAAGAACUGUAGCGAGAUCGAUCUCUUCCACGCCGCCAUCAGGUGGCUCCAGUAUGAGGAGUCUCGCCGGGCUCAAGCCAGCAGUGUCCUCUGCCAUGUGCGCUUCCCGCUCAUGCGCUCCACGGAGCUGGUGGACAGCGUUCAGACGGUGGACAUCAUGGUGGAGGACGUGCUGUGCCGCCAGUAUCUCCUAGAAGCCUUCAAUUACCAGAUUCUUCCCUUCCGACAGCAUGAGAUGCAGUCUUCGCGGACACUCAUACGUUCUGAAGUCUUUUCAGUUAUCACCUUUGGCGGCACGCCCUACACUGACAACGACCGCACAGUGAGCACCAAAGUGUACCAUCUCCCUGACAUGGCUUCCCGGCAAUUCAAAGAGUUAACAGAGAUGGACACGGGGUGCAGCCACGCUUGUGUUGCCGUACUUGAUAACUUUGUGUACGUCGUUGGUGGACAGCACUUACAGUACCGCAGUGGCGAGGGGGCGGUAGACAGCUGUUUCCGCUAUGACCCGCAUCUGAGCCAGUGGUUGCGCAUCCAACCAUUGCAGGAGGCUCGUAUCCAGUUUCAGCUCAACGUGCUACAUGGACAGCUGUACGCCACCGGAGGGCGCAAUCGAUCUGGCAGUCUGUCAUCUGUAGAGUGUUACUGCCCAAAGAAGAACGAGUGGACUAAUGUGGAACCAUUAAAACGCAGGAUUUGGGGUCAUGCAGGGACUCCCUGUGGGGAAAAGCUGUAUAUCUCAGGGGGUUAUGGCGUCUCGUUGGAAGACAAGAAAACUCUUCACUGCUACAACCCAGCGUCAGACCAGUGGGACUUCAGAGCUCCAAUGAAUGAACCCAGAGUGUUGCAUGCCAUGAUCAGCACCAGGGAUCGGGUUUAUGCUCUGGGCGGGCGCAUGGAUCAUGUAGACCGUUGUUUUGACGUGCUGGCGGUCGAGUAUUACAUUCCAGAGAACGACCAGUGGACCACCGUCAGCCCCAUGAGAGCAGGGCAGUCUGAGGCCGGCUGCUGUUUACUGGACAGGAAGAUCUACAUCGUGGGGGGCUACAACUGGCACCUGAACAAUGUCACAAGCAUUGUGCAGGUGUACAACACAGAGACAGACGAAUGGGAGAGGGAUUUGCACUUCCCAGAAUCCUUUGCUGGCAUCGCUUGUACACCAAUUAUUAUUCCACAAAACGCCACACAACGCUAACCAUCCGACCUGUGACUGUGAAGAUUUGCCGACCACUGACUCAACAAGGUGUGUGUGUGUGUGUGUGUGUGUGUGUGUGUGUGUGUGUGCGUGUGCGUGUGUGUGCGCACAUUUAUUUGAGAAAAUGACCUGAAAAGCUACUAAGCAGCAUUACUCAGAUUGGUGUAUUAUUUUUCUAUCCUUGUUUUGUUCAAGUGUGUUUAUCAACAGACAAUCCUUCAUUAAUAGAGCAAUUUUGAUUUUAAAUUUAUUUUAUGUGAAAACUGUUCAGGAUCUUAACACAAGACAUUUAUGAUAGUGAUACAAGCACGAGCACAAGCAAGGACAAUUUUGAUGCAUUCAAGGGGAAAUGCUUAUAGCAAGGUUAAGUUCAGAGUAAUUUCCUGUUUUUUUUAUUUAUAAUUAAUUGAUUUGUAAUAUUAUCUGCAAAUCUAACAGCAAAGAUAUAGGUUCUCUUCUGGAAUAGUAUUAUAGUUUUACCAAUCAAGGGCUGAAGUCAGAUAGCACAAAUUGUCUCAUUUUUUUAAUGGAAGUUUUGAGUUAAAUUGUGUGUUUGCAAAAGGUAUUAACAGACUGAACCUUUUUAUAAUGUUAGACAACUUGAUUGUACAGUUGUGAAUGUUUUAUUAGUUGUUUUCUUCUUUUUUGACUGAAGAUCUCACUGCUGUAUGUCUCCUCAAAUGUACUAAUCAAGAAACCACAAUGCACAGUAAUGAUUGCACAAAUGAACAUGAGUAGUGUUUGUGUUUUUACUUGGAAUCACAUAUUCAAUGUGGGAGUUUGUUUUUUUGGGGGGGGGGUUUUCUACUGCCCUUGUGUAUCCUGAGCUGAAACCCCCGCUGACACACUAAUUGUUCUCUCAGUCAACAUAAGAAACCAGUUUGGAACUCUUAAGGCAGCUAUAUAAAUCAUUCAUGUUUUUCAGUUGUAAUGUCAGUAUGUGCUGCUCUUUAUGUUAAACAAGUGCUGCAUCUUGUGUAACACACAUUAUGUCCCUUAACUAACACAAUAAGGGGACAUUGGAUAUUUAACAAUACAGAUUUAACAUCUAAAAUAGUAUCAAAAAAAUCAAAUUUCCCCAGAAAAAGUAUUUAAACGAUCCAUUUGCUGACUUUGAUACCGGCUUUUUUUUUGUUUUUUUGACUGCAUUGCUGCACUUUUCAAAGCAGUAUUAAUCAGACAUCUGAUUCUGCUGCUGAAGAUAUUGAUAUACUUAAUGUGUGUGUACGGAAGAAGCAAGAUUAAUGUUCUUCCUUUUUUAAAUGUGAUCAUCAACACAAUGGUGUCCAUUUAAGAACAUGUUUCUCCUGUUGCCUUAGUGUGUAUUUGUCUUGUGUCCCAGUAAAAGCACAUGAUUUCGUUCACGUUCAAUAUAAAGGAAACUGUCAAAGAGGAAUGUACACAUUUGUGAAGCUUUAUGUGCAUCCUUUAUUAAAGGUGUGUCAUGUAUUAAAAAUACC